GUGGGCUUUGAUUGACGCCAGUCCUGUGUUUCUGUGGAGCUUGGGCUGAACUUUUUCAAAUCCGUCCUUUCCGUUCGAUAGACACUCACAUAGAAAUGGCUUGCUUAUCAGCAGGGUUGGCGAAGUCUGCAGCAAUCUUAAUAUCUAGCAACCAAAACUAUGUUUCACGGAAUAAUGAUAGAUGGGGAGCCUGUCAUUCGAAUUUCCUCUCCCCAGGCGGACAGAUCUUGCAGGCACCUGCUUUGUUUUCCUCUCCUCAAUCGACAUGGACGGUUUCAGCGGACUGGUCAUGGCUAUUUUGUGAUCAAAGAGCAGUGCAUCAUCGAAUAUGUACAUCAGCGAUUUCAAGAGAGAUAAGUGCAGGUACCGAAGUCGAUCACCGUGCAAAGGAAGCAUGUAAUGUGAACAUCUACGACACUACGCUUAGAGAUGGGUCACAGAUGGUUGGAAUCUCCUUUAGCGUCGGAGACAAACUCAAAAUUGCGCGUGCUCUCAUCGAACUCGGUGUGGCUUAUAUUGAGGGGGGAUGGCCUGGCUCCAAUCCCAAGGAUGCAGAGUUCUUUAACCGAUGGCCGGAGAUCUCACAAGGCCAAUCUGGACCGAGACGCACAAAAGUGGCUGCCUUUGGUUCAACUCGCCACAAAAAUUCCACAUGUGAAAAGGAUGCGAAUGUACAAGCUUUGCGAGAGUGUGGAGCUGAGGUGAUAACGCUGGUAGGAAAGGCGUGGGAUGUGCAGGUUACCAGAGUCCUUGAGGCAUCUCUGGAGGAGAAUCUGAACAUGAUCCGCGAUACAGUUGCAUACUUCAAGGAUCUAGGGAGGGAAGUUAUGCUAGAUGCCGAGCAUUUUUUUGAUGGCUUCAAGUCCAAUAGGGAAUACUCGUUUGAUUGUUUGAGAGCAGCAGCAGAAGCAGGGGCAGACGCUGUUAUAUUGUGUGAUACAAAUGGCGGUAGUUUGCCUUGGGAAGUGGAGGCGAUAGUAACAGCUACACAAGAAGCGCUUUCAGAGUGGCCGAAUGUGAGGAUUGGAAUACACACUCAUAAUGAUUGUGAUCUUGCAGUUGCAAAUAGUCUGGCAGCAGUGCGAGCAGGUGCUACGAUCGUUCAGGGGUGCAUGAAUGGCUAUGGAGAACGCGCAGGGAAUGCUAAUCUGGUUAGUGUUAUUGGUGGCCUCCAAGUGAAGAUGGGAAUCAAUUGUGUUCCCAGUGAGACACUGGCACGCUUGGCAGAGAUAUCUACGGCAACGGCAGAGCUUGCGGGUCAGGUUCUCUUGCCAUCCCAACCCUAUGUUGGUUCAAGUGCUUUUGCUCACAAAGGAGGGAUUCAUGUUGCAGCUGUGAGAAAGUGGUGCAUGGGCCGGCGGCAUGAAGAGAUCGCAGACUACGCGGAGGGAAGGCGUCGAGGUUAUAAUAACAGACUUGGUUGGGACUUGCUAUCUCUGGCCAAGCUGGAGGGGAGAGAAGAGGAUCGCUGCCGGCGGAGGCAACUGCUGUUCCGCGUGAGCGGACGUAAGGGCAAUCCAAUCAGGCGCAGAUUGUGGAGGGAGAAGCAGAGGGAGGGAGGUGGUUUAGACGAAGCUCGCUGUGCGCGAUCUGUCCCGCCUGCGAGCCGUCGUCCUGCCACGUGUUCCCCUCGUCCUUCCUCCUCAUCUCCAUCGCCAACUGCAGCUUCCAACGUUCACGCCAAGCUGGUCAACUCAGCAGCUGCAGGAGGAGCAGCAGGAGGAGGAGGAGGAGGAGGAGGAAGAGGAGGAAGAGGAGGAGGAGGCAGAGGAGUUACUUUGUCGCAGAAGCUCAAUCAACUUGACCUGAGCUGCUCCCCAGCGAGGUCGACAUUGCGAUCUACUCCACCUCCUUCCGCGUUCGCUUCUCCUACUUCUCCUACUUCUCCUACUUCUCCCACUUCUCGUACUUCUCAUACUUCUCCUAGUGCGUCCCAUUUCUCGCGCGAAGGCUCGUCGUCGUAUCUGAUCAACAAGAAGAACCACCGAUCAGCUAUAAUGGCCAAGUCUGUGCUUUCUUCUUAUACUGAUGGUGCCAAUGGGACCAAUGGUGUCAAUGGUGUCAAUGGUGCCGAUGGUGUGAAUGGUGUUAAGCCGCUUUUCAGCAAUUUCAGUAUCAAUCGCUCUGUGGCUGCGCAUCCUUGGCAUGAUUUGGAAAUCGGUCCCGACGCGCCGUCGAUCUUCAACGUGGUGAUCGAGAUCGGCAAGGGCGGCAAAGUCAAGUAUGAACUGGACAAGAAGACGGGUCUAAUUAAGGUAGACAGGGUGUUGUACUCUUCGGUUGUGUACCCGCACAACUACGGGUUCAUCCCGCGCACUCUUUGCGAAGACGACGACCCCAUGGACGUCCUUGUCCUUAUGCAGGAGCCCGUAAUUCCAGGUUGCUUCCUGAGAGCGAAAGCCAUCGGCUUGAUGCCUAUGAUCGACCAAGGGGAGAAGGAUGACAAGAUCAUCGCCGUCUGUGCCGAUGACCCGGAGUUCAGGCAUUACACGGACAUUAGGGAGCUCGCACCGCACCGAUUAGCGGAGAUCCGACGGUUCUUUGAAGAUUACAAGAAGAACGAGAACAAGCAGGUUGACGUCAACGAAUUCCUGGACUCGACGGAGGCAGUGAAGGCCGUCAAGGCCUCGCAGGAUCUGUAUGCUGCUUGGAUGCCAGAGAGCUAUAAUCAUAUGGACCCUUGUCUAGUGGGGAACUCGAUGCGGUCAGUUGUUAGCGAGUUGUCUGGAAGAGGGAACAUUUUUGAUAAGGCUGAGAAGGCAGGGCUUACGAUCGACCGGGAGACGGCAGGAAGUGUUCUCGCACGUAUCAAACAAAUGGAGAGUGAGGGUUGCGCCUUUGAGAAUGCCGGAGCGUCGGUGGAUAUGCUGAUUGUGAGGAAAGGGAAAGACUAUGUGCAACCGUUCCGAGUUCUUGAGUACUCCGUAAUUGCCAGCAACAGAGGAGAGGUUAUGUUCUCCAGCUCUUCAAAAAGCAGCAGCUUGCAGGAGGCAUGCUCUGAAGAAGCUCAGCCACAUGACGAUGUUGCAAAGCGAAGAGGAGGUGUAGCUGUUGCUGUUGCGACUCACCAGCAUGAGUGCGGCUCUUGUAACGUCAAUCAGGCAAUGCUCAAGCUCCAAGUUGGCGACCGGAUUAAGAUGACAGCGGCAGAGGGUCAUGGCCCGAUCGAUGCCCUAAGCAAUGCGCUGCGGGACUCUUUGGAAAGCCACUUCCCACAGCUAAAGCAGAUAGAAUUAUCAGACUACAAGGUCAGACUCCUUGAGCGAUCUGAUGAGCGCAGGGGUUCAGACAGUGCUUCAACAACGCGAGUUACGAUGGAGUUUUCCGAUAAGCUGGGAAAGAAGUGGAACACGGUGGGUGCGAACACAAGCAUUGUGGAAGCGAGUUUCCAAGCUCUGGUGGAUGGACUGGAGUUUGGUAUUGUCCACUGCUCAGAGGAUGGCUGUGCCAUAUAGAUGACAAACAAUCAAUCGCCACCGACAUU
Molecule: messenger RNA, 3484 nt
Organism: Chara braunii
Lineage: Eukaryota; Viridiplantae; Streptophyta; Charophyceae; Charales; Characeae
Source: the annotation of a GenBank genome assembly